This is a messenger RNA of Fusarium redolens, 2195 nucleotides long. RefSeq lists its product as uncharacterized. The transcript is spliced from 2 exons. The record is from RefSeq and is a predicted model, not a curated record. Bases 83 to 2125 code for a protein of 680 amino acids. Lineage: Eukaryota; Fungi; Ascomycota; Sordariomycetes; Hypocreales; Nectriaceae.
AAACAAUCAAUGAUCAGAUAAAACCCCUAUUCUUCUUGGUUUUACACCGUUGAGUCUUUCGUCACUUGAAAACUCAUCAAUAAUGGUACCUUUGAACAUUCUUACAGCUUUGACUUGUCUUAACACGGCACAAAGCGUCCUGCCGCCUUCGCCUCCGGACUUGCCAACCUCAUCAAAGCUCAUCGGCGAUCCCUGCACCCAAGUCGAUGGAGUCUGGAAAAUCACUGAAGACUGCAGCGAUCCUCUCUACUCCCAGCCCAUAAUCGACAACGAGACUCACGAGACGCUGCCGGUUCCUCACCGUAGACUUUCAGGUCAUUUCGAAGGGACAUCUGUAGACUUCAACAUUUACCUCCCCCAUAAUGGAUGGAAGGGUCGCUUCUUCCAACUCGUCUACCCACUACAGAACUCAACCGCAUCUGAUCGAGAGAUUGGCUUUGGUGCAGAGAGUGGAGGAUAUACCGUUCGUGCUUCUGGUUGUCCAACGUACCGUGGUGAUGCAGCUGCAGCAAAGUUUGGCAUGAUGAUUGCACGGGAGUAUUACAAGCCCAAGACCAAUAAGAUCCAUGGGUAUAUCUACGGAGGUAGCGGUGGAUCUCUUGUCACUGUUGGAGCGAUGGAGAAUACGAUUGGUAUAUGGUCUGGUGCCUUAACCCUGGUCCAAGCUGUGCCAGUCUCUAUCAACAACUGGUCCAUCCGUGCUCUAGCAGGUCUUGUUCUUCAGAAUAAGAUUUGUGAGAUUGAAGACGCGCUCAGGCCUGGUGGCAGUGGUAAUUUCUACUCCAGCUUGAACUCCAUCGAGAGAACAGCGUUUCAAGAGGCCACGGCCCUUGGUGUCCCUAUCAAAGCGUGGGAGAGCUUCCACGAUACUGGAGCCUCUGAGUCACUUUGGGAGUCAAUUAGGACUGUAUCUGGGGCAACUGUGAUAAAAAUGGAUCCCACCUAUGUGGAUGACUUCUGGAACCAGCCUGGAUACUUGGGUAACGAGAAGUCGAAGCUGGGCGAGAUAUUACGCAAGGAGAUGGUUGACUACAAGACCUCGAUUACAUCUAUCAAACGUGACGCCAACGAUAUUCCUGUUGAGCUCAUCCUCGACAAGGCACCCGAAUCAGCGCGAACUUACUGGCUGGAUAUCAUCAUUCUCUCCAAAGACGACAAAGCACUUGGCAAAGUCACUGCUAAGGGUCGUGAUGACAGUGACACCAAAACUGUCACUCUUCACCACGGCAAUGAUGCCACCGUCCUCUCUCUUCUCCAGCAAGGUACUCAAGUCCGCAUAGGUAACCGAAUGUUUCUCGCCAUGCACGCACUCCAUCGGUACUCAGUCCCCAAGCGCUCAGGCUUCUACGGAUACGAUUAUCUCCGUGAUUCCAACGGAGACCCUAUAUAUCCCCAGCGCUCUGUACUAGUGGCAGAGCAGAUAGCAAGGUCUGCUAGUGGUGGCGCUACGUUUUCGGGCAAGUUCAACGGCAAGAUGAUUGUCAUGGAUAAUCUUUUGGACGUUGACGCGUUUCCGUGGCAUGCAGAUUGUUAUAAGAACGAAGUCAGAAAGGUAUAUGGGGAUGAUGCCGAUGAUAAGUUUCGUCUUUAUUUUAGUGAGAAUGCGGAUCAUCAAAUGGGCAGUAUUGGGACUUUCAAGAGCUCUCAAGUUGUGGACUUCACGGGCCUUUAUGAGCAGCAACUACGAGACUUGAGUGUUUGGUGCGAAACAGGGACAAAUCCAAGCACUCCAACCAAUUAUACCAUUAGUAACUCCCAGGUGCAACUUCCUGCCAGAGCUUCUGAGAGGAAGGGUCUCCAACCUGUUGUAGACCUCAGCGUUAACGGCGGAAAGCGAGUUGAGAUCAAAACGGGGGCAAUAGUUACGUUUAAAGUAAGCGUGGAAGUUCCUCCCGGUGCAGGAAAAAUCGUUUCCUUGGAGUGGGAUUUUGAAGGGACAGGCCACUUUGUCAACAAGAGCUUUGGAGAGGUUGCACAAUCUGUUGAGACUACGGUUUGUUAUACUUACAGACGACCUGGGACCUUCUUUCCAGCAGUGAGGGCUGCCUCUCAUAGAGAUGGUAGGAUAGAUACACGUUAUGCUCUGGCUUUGAACUUUGGGCGCGUAAGGGUUGUCGUCAUUUAGUUGCUCUACUGGUAUUAUGAACUUAUGAAGCUGGGAGGGACAUUACGCCCAUAAAAGAGGAGUACCAGAC